Haliotis rufescens (red abalone) is the source of this 862-nucleotide messenger RNA. Its product is annotated as kappaPI-actitoxin-Avd3d-like. The record is from RefSeq and is a predicted model, not a curated record. The transcript is spliced from 3 exons. Gene Ontology annotation, molecular function: serine-type endopeptidase inhibitor activity. Lineage: Eukaryota; Metazoa; Mollusca; Gastropoda; Lepetellida; Haliotidae. Bases 152 to 484 code for a protein of 110 amino acids.
GAGGUACUAAUUGUUUUCGAACAUUCGACUUGAUCAUUUGUAGUGAUGUGUUCUUUCUGUAUAUAAGUAAUGACUUCAGAACCAUUGGCUUUUGGCAGAUCCCCGCCCAUUUCGUGGUUUUGGCCGUGUAUUCCGACCCUUCCGAUGCCUGAUGGGGUGUCGGUUUGGCAACGCCCCGUCUGACUGUACGUGUCCACGUCGACCAGAAUAUACCUGUGCUCAAUUGAAAUGUACAGAUGACAAGGUGUGUAAGGUGUUGUUUGGCCGAUUCCCCCGCUGUGUUAGAGAACAGGCAGAUUGCGAACUGAGCAAGGACGCAGGGACAUGUUCAGAGCUGGUGCACCGUUUCUACUACAACAAAGCCACCAGAAGGUGCGAGGAGUUCCACUAUGGCGGCUGCGGGGGUAACGAAAACAACUUCCGGAACAAGAGGACGUGUAUGAGAACCUGUAGAAAGAGAGGCGCCUUCUUUAACAGACCUUAACAUUGUAACUGUAGUAAAUCCAUGCUUUACUUGAAUUCCAUGUAGACCAGAGCCAUAUUGUCGUAUCCACAUAAAGUUGAUCACACGUCAUGCCUCAUUGCCAAAAAUUGAGUAUUGUCUUGAAUAUUGUCCAUCAAUCGUUUUACAAUAAAAUGUGUUAAUUUUGCAUAGUUUUUUUCUUUUUUUAAAUGCCUCAUGAUCAAUACGCUGUGCUUAUUGAAUAUGUUCGAAUCAUGAUCUUGUUUUUUGGGCACAAACACCUCUACGUACGUCAAUGUUUACGAUCUUUUCCAUAAGGCCAAAGGAUAUAAAUAUCUUGUUUUCUCAGUAUUGUGUGAAAUAUGCUGUAGGUUGGACAGCUAUAUUAUUUAUUUUGAG